This is a messenger RNA of Sinocyclocheilus grahami, 1145 nucleotides long. Its product is annotated as centrosomal protein of 89 kDa-like. Bases 1 to 642 code for a protein of 213 amino acids. NCBI's taxonomy places the organism in Eukaryota, Metazoa, Chordata, Actinopteri, Cypriniformes, Cyprinidae. Gene Ontology annotation, biological process: chemical synaptic transmission; cilium assembly; mitochondrion organization. The transcript is spliced from 4 exons. The record is from RefSeq and is a predicted model, not a curated record. Gene Ontology annotation, cellular component: ciliary transition fiber; centriole.
AUGGCGGACACGUCUACGUGCUUGGAGCUGUUGAAUGAGGCAUCUACCUUUGGACUGAUGGAUGAAAUUCAGGUGGAAAGCAGCAGUGAGAUUGCAGUGAACAUGAGCCUUAAUGAAAACUUUUCCAACAUCAGGAGUCUCCAGGCAACCACCAUGGUGUACAAGCAGCAGGCAUCAGCGAGUGUAUGCACUCUGGGUCGGCGUCUGCGCGAGCAGGAGGAGGACUUUGCGGGGAAAGCGGAGAAUUAUCAACGAGAGAUCCGGCACCUGCAGAGCCAACUCAGAGACAGACAGGAACAACUGCACGGAGCUCUGCAGCAGAAGAGAGAGGUAGAAGGUGAAUUGGAGGUGGUUUGGGAGGCAGCGACCAGAGAGAGUCAGCGCUUGAAAGAGGUGGUGUUAGGGAGCAGUUCGCUGAGUCCAGCCAACGUGGCUCCAGCCCUACACAGAACUUCCGGCCAGAAUCCUGCCAGGAUCUCUCGUGUAGAGGAUCAUUUGUCCUGCUCGCUGCCCCCACCCUUCACCUCCAGACAGUGCCGUCUGCCACAUCCUUUACAGCGCAGCCCCAUGUUUGACUCCGACUCCGACCAGCAGCAGAAUCUGUCAUCUGAUGAAAGUGACAAGAGUGGACGGGACUCCUAAUAUUUCCAUAUCCUCCUUAACAAGUGUUUUGAGUUCAUGGAUUCAUUUACCUGAAUGCUUAAGGUGUUUUUAUGUAAAAAAUAUUUUUUUUAAACACGAGGCCCUUAAAUACAUAACCUUUCUCUUGUCUUAACUAUGACAAAUGUGCUUUGAUGUUUGUUUUCCACAUAUAUAACAGUGUAACUCAAUUGCUAAUAAUGAUUAUCCUGUAGAUGGAGAACGUUACAGCAUUUAUUCGGCUGUUGAGCUCAUUUCAGAAAGCAUUUGUGACAGAGCAGUUCCAGCAGUGAAUACACACAAUAGCAUAGAAAAUUAUAUUACACAAGCCACAUGAUGAAUGACAGAGCAACAGAGAUCUCUCUCUCAUUCUAUCUAGGAUGAAGGCCUUGCACAAAAGAUUGCACUAAGGAUAUCCCUUAUAAUUUUCUUUAAUAAGGACAAAAUAUGGGAUACCAUAAUUUAAUUAGCAUCCUGUUUGUGUAUUUUUGCACUAGUGCAGAAUU